Molecule: messenger RNA, 1836 nt
Organism: Astyanax mexicanus (Mexican tetra)
Lineage: Eukaryota; Metazoa; Chordata; Actinopteri; Characiformes; Acestrorhamphidae
Product: zinc finger protein 239
Exons: 2
Coding region: 477-1298 (273 amino acids)
Biological process (GO): regulation of transcription by RNA polymerase II
Cellular component (GO): nucleus
Molecular function (GO): DNA-binding transcription factor activity, RNA polymerase II-specific; RNA polymerase II transcription regulatory region sequence-specific DNA binding
Source: RefSeq, a predicted model, not a curated record
CCGGAGCUCUACAAUAGCAGAGCUCAAUAUUCUGCACAACACCUCAUUUGGUUUGAUACACUUACAGCAGAGCUUCACAAUAAUUUUUAUUUAAAGUAGUUACUGCGUUACUGAUCAGGGAUGGAUGUAGUGCAUAGGCAGGUUCUUCUGUUUUUUUAAGGGUUAAGAGGUAUAAUUUAAAAUUAGAUUAAUUUCUUUAAGAUGAUUUCACUGCAGUUCACUGUGCCUCAGUCGAGGUUCUACAGCUGGAGUGUUUUUGGGGGGUUUGGUUCCACAUCUCUGGAGGAACCGGAUCAUCUGAUCUAUAGAAGGUAUGGAGAAGUUCCUCUCUUCAACACGAUCUUCUACGUAACUCCUUUAGAAUUAGUGCUGUCCUGGUUCAACCAAUAAUCAGGUGAUUUCACAAAAAUCGUUUUUAAGCAUAAGGCUUCCUGAACGAUGUCCAGUACCUGCAGAAGCUGUUUGCUCACAAACAAAUGAAGCCAAAUCCAGGCAUGGAGAAAACUCACCCCUGUUCAGACUGUGGGAAGAGUUUUACUUCACAGGCUGAUCUCAGAAGACAUCAGCGCAUUCACACCGGAGAGAAACCGUAUCACUGCUCAGACUGUGGGAAGAGCUUUAAUCGUCUGGCUAAUCUUCAACUACACCAGCGCAUUCACACUGGCGAGAAACCAUAUCACUGCACAGACUGUGGUAAAAGUUUUUAUCGGCUUGGUAAUCUCCAACUACAUCAGCGUGUUCACACUGGAGAGAAACCGUAUCUCUGCUCAGACUGUGGAAAGAGUUUUACUACACAGAAUGAUCUCAAAAGACACCGGCGCAUUCACACCGGAGAGAAACCCUAUCACUGUUCGGACUGUGGAAAGGGUUUUAAUCAACUGAGCCAUUUCAUCACACACCAGCGCAUUCACACUGGAGAGAAACCAUAUUACUGCUCCGAGUGUGGAAAGAGUUUUACUACACAUUGUGAUCUCAAAGAACACCAGCGCAUUCACACUGGAGAGAAACCGUUUCACUGCUCAGACUGUGGGAAGAGUUUUGUUCAACAGAGUGACCUCAAAAGACAUCAGCGCAUUCACACUGGAGAAAAACCCUAUAAUUGUGCAGAAUGUGACAACAGUUUUACCACACAGAGUAAUCUCAAAAGACACCAGCGCAUUCACACGGGAGAGAAACUGUAUUACUGUUCAGACUGUGAGACAAACUUCAUGCAUGCAUCUACAUUAAAGAAACACAAGUGCACCAAUAACACUCCUUUAACCACCACAGGUCCCAACCCAGAUCCAAAAGUAGAGUGAAGAGGCAACUGAGGACAAUCCCCUCAAAUGUUCUUAUUUAGGGUUUAUACGUUCAUGAAAAACCUGGAAAAGUAAUGGAAUUAGGAAAAAAAAAUUCCAGGCCUGGAUACGUUUUGGAACAAUAAAAAUACCCAGAAAUCUUUGUGUUUCCAUUUAUCGACGAAAAAAAAUCUAUUUUAAGCUAAAAAAAAACGUCAGCUCAGAGUUAAUUCAGUAAUUUAGCCUCUACACAAUAGAGCUUAUUAUACUGUCCAUGUCUGCAGUGAUGUUUUGAAAGUCAUGUGGUCAUGAAAAUUUGCAUUGAAGGCAUGGAAAAAUGUAUUGGUUAAAAAGUGUAUGAACCUGCUUAUUGAUUGAUUAUGGUUAUAUUAUUUUUAUAUUAAUCACUUUAUAAGUGCAGUGGCUGGCUCAGACUACAGGAUUUGCUCCUCCUUUCUGAUUAGCUUCUAGUGUGUGUGGUGUCUGUAAUCCAAUCUAUAUAUAUUUAUGUAUAUAUGGUAAUAUAAUAACUAACAAUGAUUAAAGGAAAUAAAAUGUA